Molecule: messenger RNA, 621 nt
Organism: Beauveria bassiana ARSEF 2860
Lineage: Eukaryota; Fungi; Ascomycota; Sordariomycetes; Hypocreales; Cordycipitaceae
Exons: 1
Coding region: 1-621 (206 amino acids)
Source: RefSeq, a predicted model, not a curated record
AUGCUUGUACAGACUCUUUUGACUGCAGUCGCGGCUGCGACGCUGGCCCUCGCGGGUAGCCCAGUGGAAAAUGGCAACUGGAUCGAGGAGCACCCUGGCUUCAGCACGCAGCAAUGCGAAGGCGGCCAAGUGAGCGGCGAUACCUUUACUAUUCCCAAAAAACCAAACGGCAGCGGGGGUGGCUCUGGCUGUUCCAAUGGCCAUUUACGCGCCGAGCGCCGAUACAAGAACGACUACUCUUCCGGCACGCAUCAAUUUGGUGGCGUCUUCAAGAUCAAUUCCAUGUCUGGCAACCGCAUAUCCAUCAAGCAAACCUUUAAUGGCAACUCUGGCCCGUAUUUCAUCAUGGGCGUGGAGCAGGGCGGUCGCCUGUACAGCGUCGAGGGCGGCAAGACGAUUGCAGAGGGAGUGGCCAAGGUUGGCGCCAGCGUCCGCAUCAACACGGUGCACAAUGUCAGCCUGAAACGCUUCAGCGUCUACGUCAAUGGCAAAGAGAUGUUCCGCGACGACAAUGCUCCUGGAGGCAGCUUCUACGAUAAGAUUGGAGCAUACACCACUAAUAGCGGUAGUGGCGAUCUAAGCAUUACCUGGUCGGACGUGCAGUUGUGGCACCGCGGAUAA